AUGAUACCCAGAAGGCCCACGGCCAUUCAGCUAAGCGACGACGAGCUCGCGGCGAUAAUUACGGGCAUUCGCCCGCACCUGCUUCCGCAGCUGCAGCAGCACCAGCAGCAGCGGCUGCAGCAGCGUGCAUUCGGUGUACGAGACGAGGAAGUGCAGUGGGAGCCGACGCUGCAACAGCACCAGCACCAGCAGCAGCAGGCGGCACCGCAGGAAGGCACGAACUUCACCCCGCUCGAGCAGCAGCAGCCCCAAGACCAGCAGCAGCAGCAGCAGCAGCAGCAGCAGCAGCAAUAG
This is a messenger RNA of Eimeria tenella, 294 nucleotides long. RefSeq lists its product as uncharacterized. Bases 1 to 294 code for a protein of 97 amino acids. The record is from RefSeq and is a predicted model, not a curated record. Lineage: Eukaryota; Apicomplexa; Conoidasida; Eucoccidiorida; Eimeriidae. The transcript has 3 exons.